ACGGUAACCAAAAAUAACCACCCUUCGAAGCAUAUGCGUCGUGUCGGGUGUAUUAGCUUUAAACUGAGUUGAAAAAUGAACGUCCCCGUGGUUUUUGUGGAUUUGACAUUAGAAGAGCAGGCAGUCGAGCUGAGAGUAUAUCUGAAAUCCCUCGGGGCUGAGAUUUCUGCUGAAAAAAGCCCAAAAGGUAUCGAGGACGAUCUUCACAAGAUAAUCGGCGUUUGUGACACGUGUUUCAAAGGUACGGAAAACGAAAUAGAAUGCGUUCUCAACUCCAUUGUUUCCAUUCUUGUCCUUAUACCCGUAGACCGGACGGAAAAUUUGAUAUUGGCAUUUUGUGAGAAGCUGACGAAGGCGAAGGGACAAGUUCUGGGGGAGAUAGCCCUCAGGGUCCUUUGGCUUCUCUUUCAAAGCCUGGACGAGAGAAACCAAAUGAGGUACCAUGUUUAUUAUCAUUUGGUCCAGGUCGCCAAGCCGAUCAAUCAGAUCAGGGCAAUUUUUGGCGGAGUCGAUGAGCUCAAACAGCAAUUUUCAUCAUGCCCUCCUACAAGAGAUCAGAUGCAGAAGCUUCUCAGGCUACUCCAUGAAGUGCUUUUGAGUUGCAAAGAAAGCGAACUCGCUGCGAAAGUUAUGAUGGAGCUACUUGGCACGUAUACGACAGAAACGGCCUCGCAUGCCAGGGAAGAUGCUCAAAGGUGUAUCGCUGCAGCUUUAGCCGAUCCGAACACAUUCCUCCUGGAUCCCUUAUUAGCUUUGAAACCUGUAAAGUUUCUCCAGGGUGAUCUUAUCCAUGAUCUUUUGAAUGUAUUUGUGUUUGAAAAACUCUCGGGUUAUAUAAAAUUUUAUGACGAGCACAAAGACUUUGUCCAUUCCAUCGGACUCGACCACGAGGCGAACAUGCAGAAAAUGCGCCUUCUCACUUUCAUGCAACUUGGCGAGAGCUGCCCAGAAAUGUCGUUUGACACGAUAACGAAAGAAUUGAUGAUCCCCGAAGAAGAAGUUGAAGCGUUCGUGAUUGAUGUACUCAAGACAAAAUUAGUCCGAGCCAGGAUGGACCGUGCUGCAAGAAAAGUGCACAUUUCUAGUACUAUGCAUCGAACGUUCGGACCCGAACAGUGGGAAGCUCUGAGAAACACCCUACGGACCUGGAAGACUAAUCUUGCCCAAAUGCAAUAUAGUAUGGGCACUAUCCUUAAUAAAGUUCAACAUGGGUGAAUUCUUUUGUAUUUUUAUGUAUUAAAGUCAUUUUUCACUAUUAA
Molecule: messenger RNA, 1259 nt
Organism: Cimex lectularius (bed bug)
Lineage: Eukaryota; Metazoa; Arthropoda; Insecta; Hemiptera; Cimicidae
Product: eukaryotic translation initiation factor 3 subunit M-like
Exons: 1
Coding region: 76-1215 (379 amino acids)
Biological process (GO): cytoplasmic translational initiation
Cellular component (GO): eukaryotic translation initiation factor 3 complex; cytoplasm
Molecular function (GO): translation initiation factor activity
Source: RefSeq, a predicted model, not a curated record